UCCGCAAUUUCGGGGUCUCCAGGAACCGCCCCCAUGUCCCCAGUCGUGGUGUCCCCCUGACCCCACUGUGUCUCCCCCCAGUUUCAAUGUCCCCGUGACCCCUCGAUGUCCCCUCCCGCAGGUGAGCCAGCUCAAAUUCUGCUGUCCUCCCCCAGGUGUCACUGACCCCAACGUCCCCUUCAGUUUUCAGUGUCCCCAGUGUCCCAAAUGUCCCUGAUACCCCACUUGACGUCCCUCCCCGAUGCCCUCGAUGUCCCCACUGCUGUCCGCACAGGUGAUCCAGCUCCGGGCCGCCUUUGCCCAGGGCCCUGCGGUGGUUCUGGCUCUGGAGCUGCUCGUGGGGGACCUGGGGGGGCUCCUGCGUGCGGCCCCUGCCCCGCUGCCUCCCCCCCGCGUGAGGGCCCUGCUUGCCAUGACCCUGCGGGGGCUGGGCCACGUGCACGACCACCGCCUGCUGCACCGGGACCUCAAACCGGCCAAUCUGCUGCUGGACAGUGCUGGGCACCUCAAGCUGGCGGAUUUUGGGCUAGCACGGGUGCUGGGCCCCUCCCCAGGGCGCCCCUACAGCCACCAAGUGGCCACCAGGUGGUACCGAGCCCCCGAGCUGCUCUACGGCGCCCGACACUACGACGAGGGUGUGGACUUGUGGGCCGUGGGCUGCAUUUUCGGGGAGCUGCUGACGCUGUCCCCGCUGUUCCCUGGGGAGAACGACAUUGAACAGCUCUGCUGUGUGCUCAGGGGCCUUGGCACACCCAGCCCACGGGACUGGCCGGAGCUGGCAGAGCUGCCGGACUUCCCGAAGCUGCGGUUCCAGCCACAGGCGCCGCCACCGCUGGAGCUGCUGGUGCCGGGCGCUGACGCGGCCGCGCUGGACCUGCUGAGGCGGCUGCUGCGGUACCGGGCCCGGCUGCGGCCACGGGCA
Messenger RNA from Cyanistes caeruleus (blue tit), 922 nucleotides. The record is from RefSeq and is a predicted model, not a curated record. NCBI's taxonomy places the organism in Eukaryota, Metazoa, Chordata, Aves, Passeriformes, Paridae.